Molecule: messenger RNA, 1593 nt
Organism: Striga asiatica
Lineage: Eukaryota; Viridiplantae; Streptophyta; Magnoliopsida; Lamiales; Orobanchaceae
Source: the annotation of a GenBank genome assembly
GUACUUAAACAUUCUCCAACUAAACCGUGUCCAAAAUAAUUAAAAGCUAGUGUAACUUUAAUUUUUCCAGACCGGUCAAUAGCAUGAUCGGUUCAUAAUAGCGGGACAUGAUAAAUCUCGAACUUUCUCGGACCGCGCUGGCCCCUAAAAUAGUUCAUGAGCAUUUAAUAAAACUUUAUAGGGGGCAAAACGUAAUUUUUGUAAGAAUGGACGGAAAAAUAUGUUUAGAACACUGGAAAUAAAAAAUACCCAAAAAAAUUCAACCAAAAAAUGAACAAUCCAGAAACUGAAGAACCAGUGGUAGGCGAGCUGAAGCAGGAUUUGCCUUCAUCCAAGCCGGCUGAGCUAUCUUCAUCCUCACCAUCCGAAGGAUUUAUGCAGGCGGCCUCCACCACCGACGGCAUGUCUGCGGCGGCUCUCCGCUCGGUGCUCCAGCGGGUUAACCAAGCCGCCCAGCGGUCCGGACGCGCGCCGGACCGGGUCCGACUGGUGGCCGUGAGCAAGACGAAGCCGGUCUCCCUCCUCCGGCAGGUGUACGACGCCGGCCACCGCUGCUUCGGCGAGAACUACGUCCAGGAGAUCGUCGAGAAAGCUCCUCAGCUGCCGGAGGACAUCGAAUGGCAUUUCAUUGGGAAUUUGCAGAGUAAUAAAGUGAAGACACUUCUAUCUGGUGUACAGAAUCUUGCCAUGGUGGAAACUGUUGAUGAUGAGAAGAUUGCAAACCAUCUUAACCGUGCAGUUGGAAACAUCGGACGAAAACCGCUGAAAGUGUUGGUCCAAGUAAACACGAGCGGUGAAGAAUCUAAAUCCGGUGUUGAGCCGUCUGGUUGCGUGGAGCUCGUUAAACACGUCAGUAUGAACUGCCCUAACCUCGAAUUCUGUGGCCUGAUGACAAUAGGAAUGCUGGACUACACUUCUACCCCUGAGAAUUUCAAGACAUUAGCCAACUGCAGAACAGAGGUUUGUAAGGCACUUGGGAUGGGAGAAGAACAAUGUGAGCUAUCGAUGGGCAUGUCUGGUGAUUUUGAGCUUGCUAUCGAGAUGGGCAGUACGAAUGUGAGAGUCGGGUCCACCAUAUUUGGAGCAAGGGAGUACCCGAAGAAAUGAUGAUUCGCGUAAUUUCUCUUUGGAGCUAGCAUUUUUUUUUUUCUUCUCAUUCUAUUUCAGAAAUGUAGCAGCUUGCAAAUCUUGUUUGGUUUCUUCGAGCCCACCGUAAACUAUGGCAUAUGAGUGAGCUACGAAUUGUGGAAGUUCUACAAGCAAUUUUGUGCUAUUUCCAUCUUAACGCGUGCAUUUUCAACUCCGAAACAAUCAAUCGGCCAACAUGAGGCUAAGCUAUUUUUUUUCAAGUUGGUUUGGUGAUUACUAGGAAUACGAUUGAAGCUCCAUAGCUAUUUCUUUGCAUUUUAGGUUUUUAACCAUCUUGCUUGAUGACGUGUGAUUUGAGGUGAUUUAAGUCUUAUGCUUCUAAUUUUAGUUUUUUCAUGUUCUCAUUUUUCUUCUUUUGAUCUGUGAGUAGCCCAGUUGAAAAUGUCAAAAUGAUGAGCGCUCUUAAAAUUUGAAUCACCUCUGAACAUUUUAAAUUUGAAUCAC